Messenger RNA from Penicillium atrosanguineum, 552 nucleotides. RefSeq lists its product as uncharacterized. The coding region runs from base 1 to 552 and encodes 183 amino acids. The record is from RefSeq and is a predicted model, not a curated record. The transcript has a single exon. NCBI's taxonomy places the organism in Eukaryota, Fungi, Ascomycota, Eurotiomycetes, Eurotiales, Aspergillaceae.
AUGGGCCUAGGCAUCACAACGACUGGCGCAGGCAACCGGAGCACUGGUCAGCAGUCAGACUUCCGGGAACGACUGAUCAAAGAGUACAACGCUAAGCAUCCUACGGAGGAAUUUCUUUGGUGCCCUGUUCUUCAAAGUUGGCUUCACAGACGUUCAGUCGUUGCCGCACACUUGUUCGCCUAUAAGCAUGGGCAGAGUGUUGUGGAUGCUAUCUUUGGCGAGGCAAAGGAACCCGAGCUCUUUUCACCCUUCAACAGCAUACUCGUAUCACCAUUCAUUGAAGUAUUCCUAGAUUCUGGGCAGCUGGUCAUCGUGCCAGAUCUGCCAGACCGGCUGACGUUCUCAACGUUAGUCGCAUGGUUAACCGGUGACGUCCGCAACUUGACCUCGUGGACAGCCCAAAGAACGACCCCGAGCGAAACAAUUCUCAAGUCACUGCGCACGACUCCCAUUGUCGGGGUACACAAGGCAGAGUGUCGUCGCAAGGGCGACGGAUACCCAUCCAUGCAAGAGGUCAUGCACACAGAAAAAAUCGAGAAUCGGUAUAGAUGA